Messenger RNA from Suhomyces tanzawaensis NRRL Y-17324, 1275 nucleotides. It is a transcript of the gene URA1, whose product is annotated as dihydroorotate dehydrogenase. NCBI's taxonomy places the organism in Eukaryota, Fungi, Ascomycota, Pichiomycetes, Serinales, Debaryomycetaceae. Bases 1 to 1275 code for a protein of 424 amino acids. Gene Ontology annotation, cellular component: mitochondrial inner membrane; cytoplasm. Gene Ontology annotation, molecular function: dihydroorotate dehydrogenase activity. The transcript has a single exon. Gene Ontology annotation, biological process: 'de novo' pyrimidine nucleobase biosynthetic process; pyrimidine ribonucleotide biosynthetic process. The record is from RefSeq and is a predicted model, not a curated record.
AUGAGAUUCUUCAAAGCGUUCAAUCCAUUGGGAAGAAGAGCUGUGCACCAGGCCAGCAUUCUCCCAGGGCCUCUUGCUCUUGCUGGUGGUAUCAUCGGUUUGUCAAUUGGAGGUUACUACUGCCUCGACUCCAGAUCUGCCAUCCAUGAAUACGUCUUCUGUCCACUUAUCCGUGCUUUCACGGACGCUGAAGAGGGACAUAAGCUUGGUAUUUCCCUCUUGAAGUAUGGCUUGGCACCUAAAAUCCUGGAUCCCGAGCUCAACGCCGAAGAUGCGAAGAUUCUUGGUGUAGAUGUGUUUGGCACUCGUUUGCAAUCCCCAAUUGGUCUUGCUGCCGGUUUGGACAAAGACGGUGAGGCUAUUGAUGGUUUGUUCAAUACUGGAUUCUCCUAUGUCGAGAUUGGCUCUAUUACUCCCGAGGCCCAACCUGGAAACCCACAACCUCGGUUUUUCAGAUUGCCCAGAGAUGACGCUGUUAUCAACAGAUACGGGUUCAAUUCCACCGGCCAUUUCAGCGUUAUUGCUACUUUGCGUACCAGAUUCUCGAAGUUAUUUGGACAAAGCGGUCAGGAUGCACCCUCAAAUGCUUUCAGAAACGGAAGACUUCUUGGUAUCAACUUGGGUAAAAACAAGUUUGGUGACGAAGUCGAAGACUACGUGAAGGGCGUGGACCGUUUGUCUCCAUAUGCCGAUGUUUUGGUCAUUAAUGUUUCUUCCCCUAACACCCCAGGAUUGAGAGAUUUGCAGAGCGAACUGAAGCUCACCAACUUGUUGACUACUGUUGUGAGGGAAAGAGAUGCCGCCGGUGCCAACUUGUUGGGUAAGAUUCCUCCAGUCAUGGUGAAGGUUGCCCCAGAUCUUACUGAGCCAGAAAUUGAAUCCAUUGCCAACUCCGCUAAACUGGCCAAGGUUGACGGGAUCAUCAUUUCCAACACUACGAUAUCACGUCCUGUCGAAAGCUUGCGUACCACCAACAGGGAACUCAUCAACCAAGCAGGCGGCUUGUCGGGAAAGCCUUUGAAGCCUUUGUCCUUGAAAGCCUUGCGCACUCUUCGUAAAUACACCAAGGACUCCAAGUUAGUGCUCGUUGGAUGUGGUGGAAUUUCUUCUGGAAAAGACGUUCUUGAAUUUGGUAAGGCCGGAGCCACAUUUGUGCAGCUCUACACCGCCUUUGCCUACAAGGGGCCAGGCUUACCUGCUCACAUUAGAGACGAAUUGUUGGCCGAAUUGAAAAAAGAGGGCAAGACAUGGCAGGAAAUUGUGGGUCUGGAAUGA